Molecule: messenger RNA, 3709 nt
Organism: Setaria italica (foxtail millet)
Lineage: Eukaryota; Viridiplantae; Streptophyta; Magnoliopsida; Poales; Poaceae
Product: putative disease resistance RPP13-like protein 3
Exons: 3
Coding region: 413-3214 (933 amino acids)
Biological process (GO): defense response to other organism
Molecular function (GO): ADP binding
Source: RefSeq, a predicted model, not a curated record
CUCUGGUCGCUUUCCAUGACACCGUGUUUCCACCUUUCUUACCAUCCUCCUCUUUGUAACUCCAUUUUCUAGUGAAGGAAGAUCUGCAGAGCUCGCUGAACUUCUCCAGCAGUAUUACAGGUGGGAAUUUGAUUGGUAUUCAAAUCCAAACAAAAGGAGUCCAAUUUGUGUCCAGCUAAAGCUGGGGCUUGUUGGAUUGGCUAGCUUGAUUCCACGGACCGGGAACCACAGAAAAGAGAUCUGAACCUUAUGCAUCGACCCCAUGGCAUCAACAAGCAAUUGGACUGACAACUAACAACUACUUUCUGCUCCUGAUUCUGUACCUGCACAAUCAGCUUUCCACGGACCUCCCUCUCUGAGAUCUGAGCUGCUUGUCCAAAUAGCUUCAAAGUGCAGAAGAACAGCAUAGGAGAUGCAAGGGAUCAUGGUUAGUGUUGCCACCGGGGCGAUGAACUCCCUACUUGACAAGCUUACCGCUUUGCUGGGCAAGGAAUUCAGGCUGGACAAUGGGGUGAAGCGUGACAUUGCCUUCUUGAAGGAUGAGCUUAGCUGCAUCAAUGCUCUGUUGGAGAAACUGGCCAACAUGGAGGUUCUUGACCUGCAGACGAAGGAGUGGAGAAAGCAAGUGAGGGAGAUGGCCUACGACAUAGAAGAUUGCAUUGACAAUUACAUGCACCAGUCUUGCCAAAAGAGAUCUAGUGGAAUAAUCGGAUUCUUCCAUGUGUAUGUUCAGAAAGUAAAGGACCUGUCAGGUCACCAUGGUGUUGCUCAGCAGAUAAAAGAGCUCAAGGAUCGAAUUGUUGAAGCAAAGCACAGAAGAAAGAGGUACAAACUUGACAAUGAAGUUGAUCCUGGAACCAACAAUGUGUUGUCUAUUGAUCCUCGAUUACCUGCACUCUAUGUUGAGUCAUCUGUUCUAGUUGGUAUUGAUAUUCCAAGGCAUCACCUCAUUAACAUGCUAGAUGAUGGGGAACAGUCAUUGAAGGUAAUUUCAAUUGUGGGACUUGGAGGACUAGGGAAAACUACCCUUGCAAAUGAAGCUUAUAAAAGAAUUAGCUGGCAAUUCGAUUGUAAGGCUUUUGUGUCAGUGUCCCAGAAACCUGAUGUGAAGAAGAUUUUAUGGGUCAUACUUUCUCAAGUCAAGAAUCAAGAUUGUGCUAAUACAGAAACAGGGGAUGAGAAUCAGCUCAUAAAUGCACUUAGAGGUUUCCUUAAGGAUAAGAGGUACUUUAUCGUAAUUGAUGAUAUAUGGAAUACCCAAGCAUGGAAAACAAUUAAAUGUGCAUUGCUUGAUAAUUCUUGUGGUAGUAGGAUACUAGUGACUACGAGAAUUGCUACUAUUGCAAAAACAUGUUGCUCUCCUCACCAUGAUACUGUUUAUGAGUUAAGGCAACUGAGUGAAGCUGAUUCCAUGAGUUUAUUUUAUAAAAGGAUUUUUGGCUCAGAAGACUCGUGCCCAAUUAAUCUUAAAGAUGUUGCAACUGACAUCAUUAAAAGGUGUGGUGGUCUGCCGUUGGCAAUAAUUACUAUGGCUAGUCUACUGGCCACUAAAUCAGGCAGAAGAGAAGAAUGGCUAGAUGUUUGUAGUUCGAUUGGUCUGGGGCUUCAGAAUUACAAAGUGGAAGAAAUGGAAAGGAUUUUAUCCCUUAGUUACAAUGAUCUUCCCUACCAUUUGAAGACAUGCUUACUGUAUUUAAGCAUGUAUCCAGAAGACUACAAGGUUGACAUGUUUCAGCUUGUAAGGAGAUGGAUAGCAGAAGGAUUUGUUAAGGUCAAAAGUGGGAGAAAUUUAGUAGACGAAGGGAAAUGCUAUUUUAAUGAACUUAUCAACAGAAGUUUGAUCCAACCAGUAAAUAUUGAACUUGAUGGUCAAGCAACAGCAUGUCGUGUGCAUGAUAUGAUUCUUGAUCUCAUUGUGUCCAAGGCAGUCGAAGAAAAUUUUAUCACUCCCAUUGGUGACCCAACGCAAACACUGGUUUCCCAAGAAAAAGUUCGCCGACUCUCAAUUGACUACCGUGCUCCAGAUGCAGUGAUUUCUGACUCAUCCUUGAUCUUUUCACAUUCUCGAUCUCUUAGCAUAUUUGGAUAUUCUGAAAAGAUGCUUUCCUUUUCAAACUUUCAGGCUCUAAGAGUGUUGGAUCUAGAGAGUAGUGUGAAAUUGCAAAACUGUUAUCUUCAGAACAUUGGCAAUCUAUUUCAGCUGAGGUACCUACGGAUUGCAGCAAGUAGCAUCACACGUCUUCCGGAAGAAAUAGGAGAGCUACAAUUUUUGGAAAUACUGGAUCUGCGUAGUACAUGGAUAAGAAAAUUACCGGCAAGUAUUGUUAAAUUGCGCCGGUUGAUUUUUCUAUUGGUUAAUGGUUCGCAAUUACUGGAUGGAGUUAGGAAUAUGCAGUUUUUGGAGGAACUGUCAGGUGUAUCUAUAUAUAAUGAAUGCUCAAAAAAUUCUCUGCAGGAGUUGGGCAGUCUGACCAACCUGAGAACUCUUCAGCUAACUUGGCACAUUAGUGCUUCACGCAGUGACAGAGCAGUGUACACAGAUAUUUUGGCUUCAUCCCUUGGCAAACUUGUUAGUUCCAAACUUCGGGUUUUGCGCAUUAUCAGGGGACCUGGUUCUGCUGACAUCGCUAUUGAUUCUUGGUCCUCACCACCUCACCUCCUAAGGGAAUUAUACAUCCCUCGGUGCUGCUUUAAAAGGAUCCCAGAGUGGAUGACCUCAAUGGCCAACCUCUACAGGCUGUGCAUUAGGAUUAAGCAAGUGACCCAGGAGAUCCUCGAUAUUCUUGGGGGUUUGUCUUCACUGCUAGACCUGGAGUUACGGUUAGAAGCUGGGGAUGAACCCAUGGAAAUGCUGAGUCUCUGCAACAGUAAAUUUCGAUGUCUGAAGAUCUUCCGCUUGUAUGGCCCCAUUAAGGGUCUGGUGUUUGAGGCUGGAGCUGUUCCACAGCUCGAAGCAUUGUCAAUUGAAAUCAGAGCAUGCGAGGAACAAUCUGCAUUUGCCGAUCACCCUGAUCUGGGUAUCCACCACCUCGCCUCGCUCAGGGAUCUCAAUGUCUGGAUUAAUUGCGAAGGGGCAAAGGUUGAAGAGGUGGAGGCGUUAGAGGCUGCCAUCACUGAUGCAACCAAUCUGCUUCCCAACCAUCCAACACCUCGUUUCUACAGAGACAAUGAAGAGGGGAUGGAGAAAGAUGGCGCAUGUGUGAAGGGAGGAUGAUGAUGAUGGUUGUAUACGUGGAAGACAUCUAGCAACAGGAAAGAGAUGCAGAAAUGAUCUUUCUUCUUGCUCCAACUCCAAGGCGUUGCCGCGCACAAGCUGGCAACAAUGUAACGCAUGUAAAUAUCUGAGCCUAUGCUGCAGAAUGAACAACUUCUGUAUGAUCAUAGUUCUAAAUAGUGGGCUAAGGGGUUUAGCACUAGACUCUAAAAACAGCUAAUGGCGGGUUAAUGAGACUAUAGUAGCUAAAUUGUACAUGUGAACACAUAGCUGUACCUUGUCAUUGCAAAGCUGAUUCAACCCUCGCGCGCCAGCGUGCUUCCUGCCGCGUGACGUGACGCAGCGAGCCGAGCGGCAGGGGGUGGGUCCGCAUGACCAUGUGAUGGUGGUGCUACGCGUGAGUGUUUUUUUUUCUUGGGAAAAGUGUAUUUUUCCGUCCCUCAAAUAUGGUAAAAGUGUGACAUUCAUCCUUAUAUUUAAUUUGGUGCAAAUCAA